AUGGCAGAGCACGCACACGGACACGAACACAUGAAAGAGAUUUCUGAGGCAAACCAGCAACUUUCAGUCUCACUUGCUGCUUUGAUCCUUCACCAAAUUGGAAAGGACAUCACUGCUGAAACUAUUACCACCAUCCUCCACCACUCUGGUAUUAAGGUCGAAGGUUUCUGGCCAGUCGUUAUGGCUAAGGCCCUCUCAAAGGCAAACGUUGAAGACCUCAUCAUGAACACUGCUGCUGCUCCAGUCGCUGCUGCCCCAGCUGCCGCCGGUGCUGCUGCUGAAGAGAAAAAAGAAGAAAACAAGGAAGAGAAAAAAGAAGAGAAAAAAGACGAACCAGAAGAGGACUUCGGAGGUUUCGGUGAUCUUUUCUAA
Molecule: messenger RNA, 372 nt
Organism: Entamoeba invadens IP1
Lineage: Eukaryota; Evosea; Mastigamoebida; Endamoebidae
Product: 60S acidic ribosomal protein P1, putative
Exons: 1
Coding region: 1-372 (123 amino acids)
Biological process (GO): translational elongation; cytoplasmic translation
Cellular component (GO): ribosome; cytosolic large ribosomal subunit
Molecular function (GO): protein kinase activator activity; structural constituent of ribosome; ribonucleoprotein complex binding
Source: RefSeq, a predicted model, not a curated record